AUGAAAAUGAAAAUAAACAUUUCUGUUUUUCUAUCACAAUCUUCAUUCAUUAAACUUUCUAGUAGUAGUAGUAGUAGUAGUAGUAGUAGUAGUAGUAGUAGUAGUAGUAGUAGUAGUAGUAGUAGUAGUAGUAGUAGUAGUAGUAGUAGUAGUAGUAGUAGUAGUAGUAGUAGUAGUAGUAGUAGUAGUAGUAGUAGUAGUAGUAGUAGUAGUAGUAGUAGUAGUAGUAGUAGUAGUAGUAGUAGUAGUAGUAGUAGUAGUAGUAGUAGUAGUAGUAGUAGUAGUAGUAGUAGUAGUAGUAGUAGUAGUAGUAGUAGUAGUAGUAGUAGUAGUAGUAGUAGUAGUAGUAGUAGUAGUAGUAGUAGUAGUAGUAGUAGUAGUAGUAGUAGUAGUAGUAGUAGUAGUAGUAGUAGUAGUAGUAGUAGUAGUAGUAGUAGUAGUAGUAGUAGUAGUAGUAGUAGUAGUAGUAGUAGUAGUAGUAGUAGUAGUAGUAGUAGUAGUAGUAGUAGUAGUAGUAGUAGUAGUAGUAGUAGUAGUAGUAGUAGUAGUAGUAGUAGUAGUAGUAGUAGUAGUAGUAGUAGUAGUAGUAGUAGUAGUAGUAGUAGUAGUAGUAGUAGUAGUAGUAGUAGUAGUAGUAGUAGUAGUAGUAGUAGUAGUAGUAGUAGUAGUAGUAGUAGUAGUAGUAGUAGUAGUAGUAGUAGUAGUAGUAGUAGUAGUAGUAGUAGUAGUAGUAGUAGUAGUAGUAGUAGUAGUAGUAGUAGUAGUAGUAGUAGUAGUAGUAGUAGUAGUAGUAGUAGUAGUAGUAGUAGUAGUAGUAGUAGUAGUAGUAGUAGUAGUAGUAGUAGUAGUAGUAGUAGUAGUAGUAGUAGUAGUAGUAGUAGUAGUAGUAGUAGUAGUAGUAGUAGUAGUAGUAGUAGUAGUAGUAGUAGUAGUAGUAGUAGUAGUAGUAGUAGUAGUAGUAGUAGUAGUAGUAGUAGUAGUAGUAGUAGUAGUAGUAGUAGUAGUAGUAGUAGUAGUAGUAGUAGUAGUAGUAGUAGUAGUAGUAGUAGUAGUAGUAGUAGUAGUAGUAGUAGUAGUAGUAGUAGUAGUAGUAGUAGUAGUAGUAGUAGUAGUAGUAGUAGUAGUAGUAGUAGUAGUAGUAGUAGUAGUAGUAGUAGUAGUAGUAGUAGUAGUAGUAGUAGUAGUAGUAGUAGUAGUAGUAGUAGUAGUAGUAGUAGUAGUAGUAGUAGUAGUAGUAGUAGUAGUAGUAGUAGUAGUAGUAGUAGUAGUAGUAGUAGUAGUAGUAGUAGUAGUAGUAGUAGUAGUAGUAGUAGUAGUAGUAGUAGUAGUAGUAGUAGUAGUAGUAGUAGUAGUAGUAGUAGUAGUAGUAGUAGUAGUAGUAGUAGUAGUAGUAGUAGUAGUAGAGGAGAAGUAUUCAAAUUAGACUUUAUCUCACUUAUUUUAUCCACAUUUUGUGACUGUUAUUGUUUUGGGAAUGUUUUUAAUAUCUGA
Messenger RNA from Schistosoma curassoni, 1491 nucleotides. The record is from the annotation of a GenBank genome assembly. Lineage: Eukaryota; Metazoa; Platyhelminthes; Trematoda; Strigeidida; Schistosomatidae.